This is a messenger RNA of Bipolaris victoriae FI3, 162 nucleotides long. RefSeq lists its product as hypothetical. The transcript has a single exon. The record is from RefSeq and is a predicted model, not a curated record. The coding region runs from base 1 to 162 and encodes 53 amino acids. Lineage: Eukaryota; Fungi; Ascomycota; Dothideomycetes; Pleosporales; Pleosporaceae.
AUGUCCAGAGCGGAAAGGAGAAAUGACACAAGUGUGGUUAGAACUGCGGAAGAGCGCAAAAGAAGGUUUGGAAUCUUUCUGUAUUUUGGAUUCUAUGAUGGUAUGAUACCCACGAGAAAUAGCGACAAGAAAAAACGCCGAGUAUGUCAAAUGUUUUGUUAA